AAUUUACUUUAAAAAACAGGAGUAAUUUAAACAAUUCAGUGGGAAUUUUUUUCCUUAAAAACCUUUGCUCAAUCCGCCACGUGGUGGCAGUAGCGCAGUAACUACCGCAAAUACGUCAAUAGAAGAAGUCACGCGUCCACUUUGUGUUGUACUCUGCUUCUUCCCCGUUAAUUUUUGAGUGUUUUUAUUAUUAUUACUUGAGUUAGUUGCCUAUGAAUAUACUUUAUUAACACUUUUUUUUUAAGAAAUGGCUUUUGCUCUGCCGGUGUGGUUCGCGGUCCAGCAGGAGCUCCUCGUUGAAGACGAGACGGACUUUUCGUCACCGUCGGUUUUCGACCAUUUCGACGACGAGACUUUGUUCCAGACUUUCCACCUCAGCCGGCCGUGCGUCACCUUCAUCCUGGACAGCGUGCGCCCCCGCCUGAAUGCGCACACGCCGCUGCCCGCGGACGCCAUGCUGAUGGUGGCGCUCAACUACUACGCGCACGGAGUGUCCAUCGUGUCCGUCCUGCAGAGGGUCGGUCUGAGCCAGACCGAGUGUCCGGCGGUGAUCGGCGCCGUGUCCGAGGUGAUCGCGGACAUGGCCGACGUGUUCAUCUCCUUCCCGACCAGCCGAGAGUCCAGAACCAACGUGGCCUCGAAGAUCCAGGCAUUCUGCGGGAUCCCCAGGGUCCUGGGUGUCCUCGCCCCCGCCCACUUCAAGAUCCGAGCGUCCCCCUACGAGAAGGACAUCUUCAGGUCUUUUGUCAACAGUCAGGGCUACACGUCGGUCGUCACCCAGAUCAUAUGCGACUGUGACGGCAACAUCCUGAGCGUGGAGAAGUGCUGCGUGGGCAGCACGUCUGAGCAGGAGAUCUGGGACGCUUCCUUCAAACGAAAAGAAAUGGAGCAAGAGUCCGGUGGAUCCUACUGGAUUGCUGGUGGGAGUGGCUAUCGCUUAACUAUGCAUGUCUUGACUGCGGUGUCCCAGCCCACAAACAAGAGAGAGGUGCUCUUCAACGAGGCCCACGCCAAGCUCCACGACGCCAUGCGCAGCACGCUCAACAACCUGAAGAGGCGCUUCAGGUGCCUGAUGCAGCUGGGCUUUGCCCAGGAAAUGACUCUGAACAGAAAAGCAAACAUUAUCAAGGCAUGUUGCGUCCUGCACAACAUCUGUAAGAAGUUCUCGGUUCACCUCCCGCCUGCGGUCAGCUCAACCGAGUCUCUUCUUCCAGGCAAACAUUCCGUGCUCGCCGAGGUCAAGCCCGAUGCAAUCAAAGCCAGACAGGAACUCAUCAGUGACUGUUUAAUUGUUGGCUCCAACAGCACAGUUGCCGACGGGGAAAAAUAGAGCACUGCCUGUUUUUGUUUGAUUGUUUUUCUUCUUUUCCCCUGGUAUUAUUACAGCUCAGAUUUACACUGGUGGGCAAGCAGAUUAGUGCACUUGUUUCCAAUGCAGAAGGUUCCAGGAUCAAACCCCACCCCUACCCGUUCUCCGUGUAAUGUGGCGUUGCGUCAGGAAGGGCAUCCGGCAUAAAACGUGCCAAAUCAACAUGCAAAUCCAUCUCUGAUCUGCUGUGGCGACCCCUAGUGGAAAAAUAAGGGAGAAGCCAAAGGGACUUACUAAACUGUACGUCGUGUUCAUCUGCCAUUCUGUGCCAGGAAAUCUGAUGAAAUAUUUUCCAUUUUGUGUACAGGUUUUAUGAAAACAGUCAUUUCAGUCAUAAAGUAUUUUAUUUUUUUAAUACAAAAAUGGCGAUGCAUUAUUAGUUCACUUUAUGGUCAAUUUUAAAACAUUCUGCGGUCAUCUUGAGCAUUUUACACAGUACAUAAGAACAACAAAAAUAUAAAUACAGCACUUUUGCUUUCAUUCCCUUUUUUUGUGAGUUGGAAGUAAAAGAUCGAAGACUUCUGUACACACAAAAGGUUUAUGCUUGAAUUUUGUUUUGCAAGUUUGUUGAAAUCCAUGUUUGUGAGCACUUCACCUUCGCC
Thalassophryne amazonica is the source of this 1971-nucleotide messenger RNA. Its product is annotated as putative nuclease HARBI1. Lineage: Eukaryota; Metazoa; Chordata; Actinopteri; Batrachoidiformes; Batrachoididae. Bases 248 to 1330 code for a protein of 360 amino acids. The record is from RefSeq and is a predicted model, not a curated record. The transcript is spliced from 2 exons.